Messenger RNA from Mesitornis unicolor (brown roatelo), 803 nucleotides. RefSeq names its product WD repeat-containing protein 36-like. Lineage: Eukaryota; Metazoa; Chordata; Aves; Mesitornithiformes; Mesitornithidae. Gene Ontology annotation, cellular component: small-subunit processome; Pwp2p-containing subcomplex of 90S preribosome. Gene Ontology annotation, biological process: rRNA processing. The record is from RefSeq and is a predicted model, not a curated record. The transcript has 5 exons. The annotation marks the transcript as partial.
AUGUAUGUUCAUAAAAGAUAUCUGUUCUUGAAAGAUGUGGAUGUGGCAGGAGAUGAAGAAACUUGUGAUGAAAUGAUAAAACAUGUCUCACCUGAGCAACUGGGAGAGCAGCUGUUGACCCUUUCCUCAUUACCAGAAUCAAGGUGGAAGAAUCUCCUCAGCCUUGACGUUAUCAAGAAAAAGAAUAAACCAAAAGAGCCACCAAAAGUUCCCAAGUCAGCUCCUUUCUUCAUCCCAACAAUUCCUGGUCUUAUACCCCAAUACAUUGCUCCAGAGGAAGAAAAGGAUACACAGUCAAAGCUAGUAAACCUUGGAGUACUGGCACGGAAAUCUGAUUUCUGCAUUCAUCUUGAAGACGCCCUGAGCACUAAUGAAUAUACAGCUCCUCUUAGCUUACUGAAGAGCUUGGGACCAUCUAAUAUUGAGAGAGAACUAAGGGGUUUGGCCCCUGAAGGUGGUGGUUCAAUGGAGGUGAUGCUGAGCUUUUUGAGAAUGAUUGAGAUGAUGCUGAAUAAGAAGUACAACUUUGAACUUUCUCAGGCAUACCUUGCACUGUUUUUAAAGUCUCCCAUUGCUAUUUGUCCUGUUCGGUCUCUGCCUCCACGCCCUCCUCCCCAAAUACAUAGCAAACGCCGAGAGACAUAUCCUGAACUCCUGUACUGCACCUUGUCCACCGAUUCCGUACCUGGAACCGGCAAAGCGGUGCAGCGUAACGGGGGUAGCCCCACGUCGCUAUGGGCUACGCAUCCUCCCGGCCAGCCCGGGCGGCCGAACCCCGGCAAGCACCGCAGCGGUGCCCCGAG